Messenger RNA from Microcebus murinus (gray mouse lemur), 8160 nucleotides. NCBI's taxonomy places the organism in Eukaryota, Metazoa, Chordata, Mammalia, Primates, Cheirogaleidae. The record is from RefSeq and is a predicted model, not a curated record.
GCUCAAGUGAUUUUCCUGCCUCAGCCUCCUGAGCAGCUGUAUCAUAGUUUUAAAACUUUUGUUUGACUUACAGAUAAUUCCAGGCAUUAAUGACUUUUGCUUUUAUAGACAAGCUUUCUAGAAGGAGAAGCAAUCACAAACAAUUCUUUUUCUGAACAGAAUGGCCAAAGUCACUGUAUAUUUUUAUGUGCAAGUGUACAUAUAUAUGUAUUGAUUUAGCAGAUUUAUUAUGAUUAUUUCUUGUACUGAACUAUGAUUUGUUAAUUACCCAGUGAAAAAUUACCUUUUAACUGUGCUCAGAAAUAAGCAUUGAGAUGAGGCUCUUGCUCAAAGUCUGAUCCAUUAGAUUCAUAGAUGGGAUGUGAGUGAAACUUGACUUUGGUUUUUGAAGAUUCAGGACUAGCUUUCUAUUCAUGAUGAAAAGAGUUUUACAGUUUGUCAUCUGCGGUUGGCCUCCUCUAGCAUGAGUUGGGGGGGCACAGCUCCUGCACAGCGCUGUCACAGCCCGGUGGGGGAUCGGCGUCAGUACCACCCCCUCUUUGGGAAGGUUAGCAGGCGCCUUCCGAAAAGAGCUGUGUUCUCUGUCCCCGGAAGAGCCCAAACUGCGCAUUCCGUUCACGUGUGUUCCACCGACCGGCUUCGGUGCUCACUCCAGUAACUCCCAGCAGUCCCAGCAGAUUUUCCUGCCAGGAGUAAGGUUUACGGGGAGUGAUCUCCAUGAAGGGAAAAAGAAAUGAAAUUUGGAUAUAUUUCACAACAUUUUCAAUGUUAAGAUUUAUCCUAUAGGACAUUUUGUAUUUUUAAUGAUGCUUUCAUCAUCAGUAUAGAAACGUGGGGGGAUUAUGGGAUGGAGAAGCAGGGAGCCCCACGUGUCUGUACUUAGGUCCUACGCAGCUGCCCCCCACACCGAGGGACGGAGGCAGGGAGUAGGGUGCUGGGGCCCGAGAGAAGAGAGUGGGCGCACCCAGGUGAGCACAGCGCUGGCUGAUGAGUGGCCGUGGAUCAGGAGGGGCAGGGCGCCCAGGGGUGGCUCCUUGGGCUCCCUGUGCCCGGUGCCGUCAUGUGGACGCAGAGGAGAAUGGAGGUGUGGGAAGUAAUGGACAGAGGAAUGGGAAAAAACAGACCGAAUGUGUAUUUGAAAAAUGGAAAAUGUUACAUUUUUAGACAGAGUCACUUAGUCAGUGCUGAGAUUUGCGUUGUGGAGCAGAAUUUUAGGGAUGUUUGCAGGUAUGUUCUAAUUCCAGGGCAAUUAACAGUUAUUGUUCCACUAAAGUUUAUGUUCCUCAAAGGCCGAGUCUGUCUGGAAUGUGGCUUAGAGAUACAGGGUUAGGUCAAUUUUUGGUCUGAAUCUAAAGUUUAGUUCUCUGCAGACUGAUUUCAUUUUGAUUAUGUAAGGAAAUAUUGGGAGUGGAAAAAGUUCCUAGAGGCCGCGGUGAAUAAUCCGGGCUGGUUUUUAGUUUCUGGGUCCCUAAGAUUUGAACAGCAUUCAGUGAUACUAUCUCACGUGCGAAUGCCUAGAGGCCCUCUGCCGUGUCCCACGGGUGUGGCCAUGAGCUGAUGGAUGAGUUAGACGAACUCCGCGCUGAAAUGGAAGAAAUGAGAGACAGUUACUUAGAGGAAGAUGUUUACCAGCUGCAGGAACUUCGGCGAGAACUGGACCGUUCUAACAAAAACUGCCGAAUCCUGCAGUACCGUCUCCGGAAAGCAGAGCAGAAAAGCCUGAAAGUGGCCGAGACAGGGCAGGUGGACGGCGAGCUCAUCCGGAGCCUGGAGCAGGACUUGAAGGUGGCCAAAGACGUGUCUGUCAGGUUGCACCAUGAACUCGAGACGGUGGAGGAGAAGCGCACUAAAGCUGAGGAUGAGAAUGAAACUCUGCGACAGCAGAUGAUCGAAGUGGAAAUAUCCAAGCAGGCGCUCCAGAACGAGCUGGAGAGACUGAAGGAGAGUUCCCUGAAAAGAAGAGGCAGUCGGGAAAUGUACAAAGAGAAGAAAACCUUUAACCAGGAUGACAGUGCCGAUCUGAAGUGCCAGCUUCAGUUUGCCAAAGAGGAAGCCUCCCUGAUGCGCAAGAAAAUGGCCAAGCUGGGACGGGAGAAGGACGAGCUGGAACAGGAGCUGCAGAAGUACAAGUCCCUCUACGGCGACGUGGACAGCCCCCUCCCCACAGGGGAAGCGGGCGGGCCCCCCAGCACCCGGGAGGCCGAGCUGAAGCUGCGGCUGAAGCUGGUGGAGGAGGAGGCCAACAUCUUGGGCCGGAAGAUCGUGGAGCUGGAGGUGGAGAACCGCGGCCUCAAAGCGGAGAUGGAGGACGUGCGAGGCCAGCACGAGCGGGAGGGGCUGGGCCGGGACCCCGCGCCCGGCCUCCCUGCCUCACCCCUCGGCGACUCUGUGGAGUCCUCCGCAGAGCUGCGCCGCCACUUGCAGUUUGUGGAGGAGGAAGCGGAGCUGCUCCGCAGGUCCAUGUCGGAGAUCGAGGACCACAACCGGCAGCUGACACACGAGCUGAGCAAGUUCAAGUUUGAGCCUCGCCAGGAGCCGGGGUGGCUCGGGGAGGGUAACGGGGCCGGGGCCGGGGCCGGCACGCCCCUGCAGGAGGAGCUGAAGUCGGCCAGGCUGCAGAUCAGCGAGCUGAGCGGGAAGGUGCUGAAGCUGCAGCACGAGAACCGGGUGCUGCAGUCCAACAUCCAGCGCUGCGACCUGGCCACGCACCUGGGGCCGCGCGCCCCGAGCCCCCGGGACAGCGAUGCAGAGAGUGAUGCGGGCAAGAAGGAGAGUGACGGGGAGGAGGGCCGCCUGCCCCAGCCCAAGCGGGAGGGUCCUGUAGGUGGAGAGAGCGACUCAGAGGAGACCUUCGAGAAGACGUCAGGCUUCGGGAGUGGGAAGCCGUCGGAGGCCAGCGAGCCGUGCCCCGCAGAGCUCCUGAAGGCCCGGGAGGACUCUGAGUGCCUGGUGACCAUAAGGCACGAGGCCCAGCGGCUUGAGCGGACCAUGGAGCGGCUCAUCACAGACACCGACAGCUUCCUCUGCGACACAGGGGCCACCCUGGAGCCUGGCGUGCAGGGCGAGGGCGCUCAGGCCGAGCCCCACUUGCUGGGGACCAUCAACACGAAGAUGAAGGCUUUCAGAAAGGAGCUGCAGGCCUUCCUGGAGCAGGUGAACCAGCUGGGGGACGGCCUGUCCCCCUUGCUCCACCUCACGGAGUCCUCCAGCUUCCUGUCCACUGUGACCUCCGUGUCCCGGGACUCCCCCAUCGGGAACCUGGGGAAGGAGCUGGGCCCAGACGUGCAGCAAAACAAAACAAAAUCCCUCCCAUGCACCUCACAGUCCAGACUGAGAGAGCAGCUAGAGUGGCAGUUCGGUCCGGCCCGGGGGCACGAGCGGGACAGCUUGCACCUUCGAGCCACAAGGGAGCUGCACCGCCGCGCUGAUGGGGACGCCGGGAGCCACGGGCCAGGAGGCCAGAGCUGCUUCAGCCUGGAGCUCAGGGGCCCCCCUGUUUUACCCGAGCAGAGUGUAUCGAUAGAGGAGCUACAGGGUCAGCUCGUGCAGGCGGCCAGACUGCAUCAAGAGGAGACAGAGACAUUUACAAACAAGAUCCGUAAGAUGGAGGAGGAGCACCUCUACGCCUUGAGGUGGAAAGAACUGGAAAUGCACAGCCUGGCCUUGCAGAGCACCCUGCACGAGCGAACCUGGAGUGAUGAGAAGAAUCUGAUGCAGCAGGAGCUCCGGUCACUGAAGCAGAACAUUUUCCUCUUCUACGUCAAACUCAGGUGGCUGCUGAAACACUGGCGGCAAGGCACGCAGAUGGAGGAGGAAGGCGAAGAUCUGGCCGAGGGCGAGCAUCCAGAGACCCUGCCCGGGCUCGGUGAGCUUGGAGUCCAGGGGGGUCACCAGGCAGGCGGCCCAGACCGGGAUGACGGCGACCGCGGCUGUGGCUUCCCGGUGGGGGAGCAUGCCCCCCACUCCGCGGUGCAGGCUGGAGAGCGUGGCGCGCGGCUGCAGACUGUGGACAGGGCACAGCUCCACAGGCAGGUGGUGGAAAACCAGCAGCUGUUCGGCGCCCUCAAGGCCUUGGUGGAGGACUUCCGCUCGGAGCUGCAGGAGGACGAGCGUGCCCGGCUGCGGCUGCAGCAGCAAUACGCCAGCGACAGGGCGGCCUGGGAUGUGGAGUGGGCCAUGCUCAAGUGCCGCCUGGAACAGCUGGAAGAGAAGACGGAGAACAACCUGGGAGAACUAGGCUCUUCGGAGAGCAAAGGAGCCUUGAAGAAGGAGAGGGAGGUGCACCAGAAGCUCCUGGCCGACAGCCACAGCCUGGUCAUGGACCUGCGCUGGCAGAUCCAUCACAGCGAGAAGAACUGGAACCGGGAGAAGGUGGAACUUCUCGACCGCCUAGACAGAGAUCGGCAGGAGUGGGAGCGGCAGAAGAAGGAACUCCUGUGGAAGAUAGAGCAGUUGCAGAAAGAGAACAGUCCCCAGAGAGGUGGCAGUUUCCUCUGCGAUCAAACCGAGAGCAGCAGUCGCCCCCUCCCCCACCAGGGGAGCCUCCGCGUGCCCCCUCCCGUGGCACUGUGGCCACGCACAGACGUCGACUCCAUCCCGUUUGAAGACCGGCCGCUGUCGAAGCUAAAGGAGUCAGACAGGUGCUCGGCCAGUGAGAACCUCUACCUGGACGCCUUGUCCCUGGAUGACGAGCCGGACGAGCUGGAGGAGCCGCCACCCCGCCGGCCCGAGAGGGAAUUCAGGAACCGCCUCGCCGAGGAAGAAGAAAAUCACAAGGGAAAUCUUCAAAGGGCAGUGUCUGUGUCCUCCAUGUCCGAGUUUCAGCGCCUGAUGGACGUCUCCCCCUUCCUGCCUGAGAAGGGGCUGCCAUCCACCAGUGGCAAGGAGGACGUCACCCCGCCCCUGUCUCCUGACGACCUCAAGUACAUCGAGGAGUUCCACGGCAAGAGCUGGGACUACACGCCCCCCAGGGGCCAUGGCGGAGCUGGGACCGACAGGCCCCCAGACCUCUGGGCAGACAGGACCGAGGUUGGGCGCACAGGGCCCGAGGCCACCAUAGAGCCUUUCCCCGACUCCUCCUGGUAUCUGACCACAAGCGUCACCAUGACGACGGACACCAUGACCAGCCCGGAGCACUGCCAGAAGCAGCCGCUGAGGAGCCACGUCCUCACUGAGCAGUCCGGGGUGCGCGUGCUGCACAGCCCGCCUGCCGUGCGCAGGGUGGACAGCAUUGCCACGGCGGGCAGCGAGGGUCCCUUUCCCACAAGCAGAGCCAGAGGGGGCCUGGGAGACGCCAAGGGGGGCCCUCUGGAGCCCAUGCUCAGCAGGUGGCCUUGCACUGCCCCCAGACACCCCCGAGACUACAUGGAGGGGGCGUGGCGCCCCCUCGACAGCCCCCUCUGUGCCUCCCUGGGCUUUUCCUCCCCUCUGCACAGCCUGGAGAUAUCCAAGAACAUGAGUGAUGACAUGAAGGAGGUGGCCUUCUCUGUCAGGAAUGCCAUCUGCUCUGGCUCCACCAAGCCGCAAGUCAAGGACAUGGGCUGCCAGACCAACGAGUCCCGGACGACGGGGACACAGACCACCCAGACCAUCAGCGUGGGCCUGCAGACUGAAGCCCUGCGUGGCAGUGGUGUCACCAGCAGCCCCCAUAAGUGUCUCACACCAAAGGCAGGGGGCGGUACCACACCGGUGUCGUCUCCCUCCCGCAGCCUUAGGAGCAGGCAGGUGGCCCCUGCCAUCGAAAAGGUACAAGCCAAGUUUGAACGCACAUGCUGCUCCCCCAAGUAUGGUUCCCCCAAGCUGCAGAGGAAGCCCAUCCCCAAAGCUGACCAGCCAAAUAGCAGGACCUCACCGGGGAUGGCCCAGAAAGGGUACAGCGAGUCGGCCUGGGCCCGCUCCACCACCACGAGGGAGAGCCCCGUGCACACCACCAUCAACGACGGGCUCUCCAGCCUCUUCAACAUCAUCGACCACAGCCCCGUGGUGCAAGACCCCUUCCAGAAGGGGAUGCGGGCCGGCAGUCGGUCUCGCUCCUCAGAACCCCGACCAGAGCUGGGCCCGGGCCAGGAAACAGGCAUCGGUUCCCCAGGAAGGUCGCCCAGCCCCAGCGGGGUGGGCUCAGAGACGUGCAGGGAGGACGGGGGAGAGGGCACGCCCGUGAGGCAGGACUUAUCCGCGCCGCCCGGCUACACGCUCGCGGAGAGCGUGGCCCGGAUCCUCAACAAGAAGCUGCUGGAGCACGCCUUAAAGGAGGAGAGGAGGCAGGCUGCCCACGGCCCCCCGGGUCUUCACAGUGACAGCCACUCGCUGGGGGACACGGCUGAGCCGGGGUCCAUGGAGGAACUACCUUGUUCUGCACUAGCUCCGUCCCUAGAGCCCUGCUUCUCCAGGCCCGAGAGACCAGCAAACCGCCGCCCGCCGUCACGUUGGGCCCCACAUUCCCCCAACGCCUCACAGCUUCACUCAGCCCGAGACCCGGCGUCCUUGGAGGAGCAUGGUGACGAGGAGCCACCAGAGGAGAAGCCAUGCCGCAACGCAGGCCUGCAGGGACUGUCACAGAGCAGCUCGCCGUAACCGCAUAACCACGCCAUCGCCACAAACCAAACUCUGCCCCAAAGGAGAGAUCCAGUUUUCUCAAGGUCAAAGAAUGUUUUUAAAAAACACACAGCUGCUGAAUGUUCGACCUGUGAAACUGAGAUGUUUCUAGAAUGAAACAGUAAAUGUGCCUGUAAUAACUUAAUUUUUUUCAUAGCUCAGAAAACUAUUUUUGUCUCCAUCUUUUUUACACACAGUAUAUUAAACAAAAAGGUAAAUAAGGUAUAAAUAGAUUUAAAAAUAAAAGUUUUAAAAAUGUACAUUUUAAGAGAUUCCGAACACCCUCGCUCUCAAUACCUGACUGCCUCUCUGUUAAAUUUGCACUGUUACAUUUCGGGUUGGUUUAUUUCCAUGUUGCAUUAGAGUGUUUUAAGUUAAUUUCAUUUUGUCAGUGUUACUAUUUUUUUAAAAAAAAUUUUUAAUGCUUCAGACAGUCUGAUUCGGUGAACUUUUUGUCGUGAAAAAGCCAUGAAGCGAGUAGAUAAGACAGAUAUUCCGUACACUGGAGAGGAUACAGGACAACGUCUUUGAAAAGGUAGAGUCCUCAGGUGGGCGUGGAAAGGCGCCGCAUAUGAUCCACGUAUUAUUCUACUUGACUCGCACGUCUUCGGGUGCAUGUACAUACUGCUGCCGUGUCCUCACCGUCACCCAGGUGUGACUCGUCCGUUCCACUGUAAUCAUUGUGAAUUUCCUUGUACUGUACUUUUACUGUUGGUCUUCUUGCAUUGAUAAUACAACAGCAACAAUAUUUUUAAAUUAUUGUUAAAAGAUUGGCAAUGUACAGAGUUUACUCAAAAUUUUGUUGUUUAAGGAAAAACACUACAAAAAGUCAUGAGGAUACCAAAUGGAAACAGAUGCUGGUGCCUCUGAGUCUGUAUGAGACCACGAGAAAGUAGAAAUAAAGCCUUUCCGAGAUGGCAGCAUGUUCGUGAAUCUCUCAUCGCCCGUGCCCUCCGCCUUUUCCUGAGGCUCAGACGGACAGAUUCCCUGGCUAGGGAGGGAGGUAGAGGGGAGAGCGUGUAAAAAGACAACAGCUGCUCACACGGCACGCUGGGAACGCACUCUUGGGUGCUUUUGGGAACGUGAUCGUGUUGUGGUUUCCUGCACUCUGUAAGACGGUCCUGGGAUGGAGAGAUGCCUUAUUCUUAUUCAAAAGCCCAAACUGAGGUGGGGCAGAGUGUGAGGACAAGUCAGGGUGUGCCUGUCCUCUGCCCGCUGUGCUCACGAGGAAGGAGGGAGCGGCCAGUGUCUGCAGAAGCGGCGUUCCGGCCUCUGACACUGAGGCAGGCCGGCCUGUGGGCGCCUGGGGGAGCCGGCAUCCCCCCUGCAGGGCGUGCUGCUGAGGAGCAGGAAGAGGACAAUUCCAGCCCGAAGCUUCUGGCUCUAACGUUUCAUUAACCCAGCACUUUUCUUCUUACUCUAGCAUUACCACAGUUCCAUCUUUACACUUAAAUAUUUUCAAAAGAAUAAAAACCAGCAAGUGUUAGUGAGGAUGUAGAGAAACUGGAAUGCUGGCGGGAAGGCAAACCGGCGCAGCCACUGGGGAAGACAGUAUGGCUUGCUCAG